Molecule: messenger RNA, 4190 nt
Organism: Prorocentrum cordatum
Lineage: Eukaryota; Dinophyceae; Prorocentrales; Prorocentraceae
Source: the annotation of a GenBank genome assembly
GACACCAUCAAGACAUACCGACGUGGAUCUCAUCGUUCGAGCUGGCAUUCGAGGAUGCAUGCGAGGAAGGCGGCCUGGUCAUGAACGACACGGGCCGCAGCCACUUCCUACUGAAGAAUAGUGGACUAUCCGAUAAGAGGCUCGACGAUUUGAAGUUACACGUGGCAGGUGAUUUAUCCCAAUAUCGAGUAUUGCAGGGCCUGAUGAUGAGGCUCGGCAAACAGGACCAGGUUGGUCAACACAACGAAUGGGCCUGGUAUGGUGAACAGGGAGACGGAGCCGAUCCAGACGACAUGAUGGAGACCUGGUAUGAGGCCUACAAUGACGAGCAAUACGAAUGGGGCUAUGACCAGGAUUUCGGCUGGACGGCUACGGCAGAUGGUGAAUGGUAUUUCCAGGAAUACGACGACAUCUGGGCCAAGUACGAUGACAGCGGCGAGAUGACGGAGUACUACGAGGCAGAGCAAGACGACAACGACACCUACUACGGUGGCAAAGGCGACUCGUAUCAGAUCGACGCGGACGAGUCCUCUGACUGGUACACGCAGGCUCCAGCUUUGACGCUGGCCCAGAAGUUAUCUAAGCAGUACGCUCUGGUGGUCAUGAAGAACCAGCGACACAGUUCAUUCUUGGAAGGUAAGAACGGCAACGAUGACCCCUACGCGAUACUGCAUACAGUGAAAGGCAAGCCUCGACAUGGAUUGAUCGUCGACCCAGGAGCAGCUGAAGGCCUACUUGGCACGGAGACGUUGUUGGAGUGGAACAUGGACCUGUAUCAGCCUGAAGGCAUCUCCUACAACAUCCGGCCUUCUCAGGCGACCUUCACGGGCAUCAACGGUCAAGCAGACCCCUCAUGUGGCGAGUUUCUCGGACCGAUGUGGGUCGAAGGCAUGGCGAAGGGCACCACCUACCAGGUCACGAUCAUCAAACCUUCCUUCGACCUGGGCAAGUUAGCUCAGAAGUUGACCCAGGCUGCCUCGGACGAAGAACGCAUCAAGCUGCUCAUGGGCCUUCACUACAAGUUCUUUCACCCUCCAGACUUUGAGAUCGAGAGGAUGAUUCGAGCUCUUGGACUACCUGCACCUAUUCGAGAGCUAUGCAAAGGUCUGGCCGAGCACUGCGAAACCUGCUUGCAGCGACAGCGAGCUAUGAACAAGCCGAGUAUCAAGAUGACCAUCGCAGUUCGUUUCAAUGAGCGCGUCCAAGCAGAUCUGUUCUUCGUAUUCGAGAAGACUUGGUUGAUGAUGAUCGACGAAUGCAUCAGGUACCGCAUCGCAUGCCAUUUAGCUACCAAGCAGGGCAAGGACGUUCUACGGGCAAUGCUUGGUCACUGGAUUCGGUAUUUCGGACCGAUGGACAACUUGGUAAUGGAUCAAGAAGGCGGUAUGACGAAUGACAACGUGGCGCUGGUGGCAGACAGAUACAAUCUACGGCUGAUAUUCGGUGGAGCUGACGGACACACCACCACAGGCCUGGCAGAGCGAGCGAUUCAGACCUUGAAGCUGACUGCUCUCAAGACGAAGCGCGACGUGAUCAAGCAAGGCCUGACCGACAUCAGCGACGAGGACAUAGUGGAGGAAUCAGCGAUGGUGGCAAAUCUCUUUAUGAAUUACGGCGGCUCGGUUCCAGCUCAAGGGUUGUUCGGAUACAUGCCUAAGGACGCCUACGAUCCGGAAGCAGGAACUCUGACGGCUACGCAGAGUGCGAUGGAUCUCACGCCGGACCCGACCGAGCAGCACUUGCGCCUCAGGCUCUUGGCAAAGUCUAACAUCCUGCAGGCCAUCAUCGAGGAAAGGAUCGCCAAGGCCAACAAUACACGUCAGCAAGCUCAGGACGCCAAGUGGAUCGAGACGCUCAAACCACAUGAUCAAAUAGAUAUUUGGCGUACACCAGCCAGGAAAGAUCAAGAUGGCUGGCGAGGUCCAGCGGAGUUCAUCAGCCUUGACAAGGACAAGGCGGCGGCCAUCGUGAUUCAUCAGAAUCAGCCAUACAAGAUACCGACAAGGCACAUGCGAGCACGACGAAUGAGCUUCUACGUCCUGGGCACAUCCUGGGACAAAUAUCAAGUGUACCUCGGCAGCGGCAGCACGAUGAAGCUCACGGAGUUAUUCGAGAUCAUUGAAGGCACACCACCAGGUAUCGUGUAUCGCAUGGGUAUCUUCAACGAGCAACCGACACCACCGGAACUACUGCAGACACCUCCUCCGACAUGGUUGCUGGCACAGAGUGUGGGUAUGACCAUCUUUCGGAUGACGAGCGUGGACGGCAUCAUCUACGGUCAAGGACAACGACAGCUAAAGGGUCUGAGUGAAUUCACACAUGGAGUGAUCGUGGCCUGGCGAGAUCAACACCGAGAAGACUACUACAGCAGCGACAUCGAUCCGAGUCAACCGAUCAACAUGGUGAAGUUCGUAGGCGCCGACUGGGACAAGUACCAUUUUCUAUUAUUGGUAUCAAAGCAUCGGUAUGGUGACGACAUCCCGGGCACCUACCAGCAUCCUGAUCUAAGACUCGGCAUGACCCGAGAGCACGACAGGAGACCGAUUUGGACGACAGUAUCAUCGACCUUGGACAUCAGCGGAAACAAGCGCGACCAACUACUGAACCACCUCAAGAUGGACCAGCACCUGGAGAUGAUCCUCAUCAUGAUCGAGGAUUUCAACCAGUUCAAGAUGGACAAGCAGUCUCGGCUCAAACAGUUGAUGGAGGUUCCCGAGAUUGAGGUGACGAGCGAUCACGAGGACGAACCAAUACCGUUGCAGGACGCAGACGCACUGUACACGUGGUAUGCAGGCCACACAUCAGAUAGAUCAGUCAUCACACAUACGGAGGAGUUGGUGAAGCUAUAUGAGAUCAGUCACUUUCCUGAUAAGCUCUAUCCAAGCCCUCCGGACAUCACUACACAUCAUCAUGCUGCAACGUCUCCAUGGACUAGCACAGAUUCCUGCUGUAUCUUCAAGGGCUUGGAGAGUCAAGGUCCCUCGCGAUGUUUCUACCUGGACUUGAUGGAUCACGAGAUGGUGGAGAUAUAUGCGUCCCAAGCCGAGCAGUUGAUACAGGAAUCCGAGUUCGAGAGUCUCUGGCCCCAGAUAGAAGAAUCCGACCACAAUGAGAUCAAGAACUACGUCAAGCACGACUGCUUCAGGCCCAAGUUGAAGACCGAGUGCAACAACGCCAACUUCAUCGACGCUACUUGGGUCCGACGAUGGAUGUGGAAGGAGAAAUGGGGCUUGAGGUUCAGUGAACUAUCCGAACGAUCUCGUGAGCUUGGACUAGAUGUACGAGAGAAGCGCGAGGUCUACAUAGCUCCCCCAGCGAACGUAUGGCGCCACCUCAGGCAGCUGUCGGAGAUGUUCGCCAAGAUUCCAGAUGAUCAACAACAUCUAUAUGUACUUGAAUGUGUGAAACCAGUCCCUGGACUCAUUGAUGCUCCACUGCUAUGGCAGGCAGCGCUGACGCUACACAUCAAGGACAAGAUGGCGGGCAAGCGAGCACUACUGGACGAGAACUGCUUUGUGUGGCACGACGACAAGACGGAGGAGCUCACGCUAGCGACUACAGUACAUGUGGAUGAUCUCUUCCCAACAGGCAGGCAGUCAUGGCUGAAUUGGGCACAUGAUUUACUGGAGAAGAAGUUCGGCAAGAUCACGAGGAAGACCAUGCCCUUCACUCAUCUUGGCAUCGAAUAUCAUCGACUACCAGAUGGCACUAUCUUUCUGAGUCAGGACGCCUACCUGGACACGAUAGAAGCACCACAGUUGGACAAGGAACGAAUGAGCAUCAUCAAUAUAGAUCGCUAUGCUGUCAACUACUUCAUCUUCUUCAAACACAUGCAGACGAAGCAGACGGCCCCAACAAUUGGAGACUUCAAGCAGUUGAAGAGUGUACUAGAGAGAGCUAAGAAGAAUCGAGAACGAGCAGGUCUGUACUAUCGCAAGAUGAAUGGACCAUUCCGCUUGGUAAGUAUCAAUGAUGCAGCUCAUGCCACCAAGACGACGUCGUAUGCACAUGAAGCUCAGGGGCUCUUCUUGAUGGAAGAUCGUGAACCAGGGCAGUUUCCGCAGAUGCAGGAUUAUUUAUUAUCAGGAGAGAUACGACAUCGAGGACUACUCAAAAUGAAGAACGGCAUCGAGAACGUGAUUACUGUCAAGGAGAUCGCCUCCAGGAGCGAGUUCACGGAGAGCGACCUG